Molecule: messenger RNA, 1533 nt
Organism: Pseudocercospora fijiensis CIRAD86
Lineage: Eukaryota; Fungi; Ascomycota; Dothideomycetes; Mycosphaerellales; Mycosphaerellaceae
Exons: 4
Coding region: 1-1533 (510 amino acids)
Molecular function (GO): heme binding; iron ion binding; monooxygenase activity
Source: RefSeq, a predicted model, not a curated record
AUGCCUUGGACGCUUGAACCUGCUGUCCUCCUAUGGAAGGCGACAUUCUUCCUGAUAAUCCUUUACAUCACAUCCUACCUCUCGAUAAAGACAUUCGGACGACGAGCUCGGUUCCUGAGAUCGCAAGAAUGGGCUGGAUCAACGAAAAGCUGGUUUCCUCAAUGGUCCUGGAAAUCUAUGACCCAUAGCCGCUCCCUCACCAUCGAAGCAUAUAACCGCCUCUCAAAACACGAUCGACCAUUUGUGAUUCCUCAAUGGGGCAAAGAGCCUUUCCUGAUCUUACCACAGUCUCAGAUGAGAGAAGUCUAUCAGAGACCGGACGCAGAUGUCAGUAUCAUGGCCAUGCUAAGAGACAACCUUGCUGUCAGGUAUACUGGCGACAGUGACAUCGCGGUUGGUGCUUUCCACAUCGAUCUCGUCCGGCAUGAUCUUACCAGAAAGCUGUCACUUUUCACGCCAGAUAUCUACGACGAGCUGAGUCUGGGAUUUCAAGACGAGUGGCAUCCCAAAUCAGAUGAAUGGAAACCUAUCCUGCUUUAUGAGACCACAAUCCGGAUUGUCACUCGUGCGGCAAAUCGCGUCUUCAGUGGCACGGAACUCUGCAGAAAUGCAGAGUUUCUCGAGCACACGCGACUGUAUGGAUACCAGAUCUUUACGCAAGGCAUGUUGAUCAACAUGAUCCCGAUAUCGUUUCUCCGACCCCUGGCGGCGGCAUUUAUGACUCGGAAGAGCGUUCAUCACAGGAAUAUGGUCUUGAAACAUGCGGCACCCGUGAUCCAGAGGCGAAUUGAGGCCGUGAGAGCUGGGAACAAAGAUCCCCCAGUAGACUGUCUCCAAUGGCUGAUAGAAAAAUGCGUUGCCUGCAACGAUCCCAUCGAAUUAGACGUAACCAUGAUCACCCGACGCCUCUUACGUCUAAACAUGCUCGCCAUCCACACCACAAGCCUCGCAAUCACAAGUGCAAUUUUCGAACUCUACAGCUCUUCCCGAGCCCAAGAAUACAUCACAGCUCUCCGCGAAGAAGUCACACAAGUCCUCAAAGCCCACAACAACAAAUGGACCAAAGCCGCCGUAACCGACCUCCACCUCAUCGACUCCACAAUCCGCGAAUCCAUGCGUAUCAACGACUUCUCCGUUUUUAGCAUCGCCCGAACCAUCACAUCCCCCCACGGCAUCGACCUCCCCGACGGCCUGCAUCUCCCCCCCGGCACCAAAAUCGCAGUCCCAAACCUCGGCAUCCACCGAGAUCCCACAAAUUACGAAAACCCGAACGAAUUCGACGCGUUUAGAUUCGUGCACAGUAGGGAAAGUAUGGUGUUAACGAGUGAGUCGGCGUUGCAUUUUGGGUAUGGGAGACAUGCAUGUCCGGGGAGGUUUUUCGCUGCGCAGGAGAUGAAGUUGAUGUUGGCGUAUGUUGUUUUGAAUUUUGAUGUGAAGAUUGCAGGAUCUGGGCCGAGGAGGACACGGGAUCUUAAGGCUGCGGCUCUGCCGGAUGCGAAGGCUGAGAUUUGGAUUCGAAGGAGGCACAUAUAG